CAGACUGCCUCACAUUGUUAACGUUGAUUUCUCUCGUUCAAGCCAACAUUUCUGUCUCCCGUGAGCCAAACCGGGGUCACAGGCUCCAACAAAACGCAUGAAAUCUCGCCAACGUGUGGCAGGGGGACGCGCACCGUUAAACUCUCUAACAUGAGGAGGGUUGUUUGGCUGUAACCCUGCCCAGACCGGAGGCUGCUGGUAGGGAUGGUGCCGCUGUGAAGAGCCGGGGUGCCGUUUUUCCGAGGACAUGCCUGCGGUCGGAGGAAAAGGGAGGAAGUGCCUGGAGAACAUGACUGUUUUCAACCAAGAAAAUGUUGAGGAAUUUUACGUUAUUAGAGACGAGCUGGGGAGUGGACAGUUUGCUGUGGUCAGAAGAUGUCGACACAGGAAUACGGGUGUGGACUACGCAGCGAAAUCCAUCAAGAAGCGACGCAGCAAGUCGAGUCGGCGGGGGGUGACGAGGGAGGACAUCGAGCGGGAGGUUAACAUCCUGAAGGAGAUCCAGCACCCCAACAUCAUCACGCUCCAUGAAGUCUUUGAAAACAAGGCGGAGGUCAUCCUGAUCCUGGAGCUCGUGGCCGGCGGUGAGCUCUUCGACUUCCUGGCGGAGAAGGAGUCGCUGAGCGAAGAGGAAGCCACUCAGUUCCUCAAGCAGAUCCUGGAUGGAGUCUUCUACCUGCAUGCCAAACACAUCGCUCACUUUGACCUUAAGCCGGAGAACAUCAUGCUGCUGAACCGCUCAGUGCCUCACCCGCGCAUCAAGAUCAUCGACUUCGGCCUGGCCCACAAGAUCGACUUUGGCAAUGAUUUUAAAAACAUCUUUGGGACUCCAGAAUUUGUUGCUCCAGAGGUAGUCAACUAUGAACCCCUGGGCCUGGAGGCUGACAUGUGGAGUGUUGGUGUGAUAACCUACAUCCUUCUGAGCGGUGCGUCUCCCUUCCUGGGGGACAACAAGCAGGAGACUCUGGCCAACGUGUCGGCUGUGGACUACACGUUCGACGAGGAGUUCUUCAGCAGCACCAGCGCCCUGGCCAAAGACUUCAUCACAAGGCUCCUUGUGAAAGACCCCAAAAAGAGAAUGACGAUUCAGGACAGCCUCCAGCACCCCUGGAUCAAGCCAAAAGACACCCAACAAGCCCUGAGCAGGAAGGAGUCAGCUGUCAACAUGGAGAAGUUCAAGAAGUUUGCAGCUCGGAGAAAAUGGAAACAAUCCGUUCGACUUAUCUCCUUAUGCAACCGCCUGUCACGCUCCUUCCUGUCCAGAAGCAACAUGAGCGUGGCACGCAGUGACGACACGUUGGACGAGGAAGACUCCUUUGUGAUGAAGGCCAUCAUCCACGCCAUAAACGACGACAACGUGCCCGGCCUGCAGCAUCUGCUCAGCUCCCUGAACAGUUACGACGUCAACCAGCCUAACAAGCAUGGGACGCCUCCCCUUCUGAUUGCCGCCGGCUGUGGAAACGUUCAGAUCAUUGAGGUGCUGAUGAGAAAAGGUGCAGAGAUCCAGGCCAAUGACAAGAGUGGAGCCAACGCUAUCUACUACGCAGCGAGACACGGCCACGUGGAGACCCUGAAAUUCCUCCAUGAAAAGAAAUGUCCUCUGGAUGUCCAAGAUAAGUCAGGGGAGACUGCUCUUCACGUGGCGGCCCGCUAUGGCAAUGUGGAUGUGGUGAGCUAUCUGUGCAGCAUCCGAUCCAACCCCGACCUGGCUGACAGGGAGCAGGAGACCCCGCUGCAUUGCGCUUCAUGGCACGGAUACUCGCCAGUUGCUCGUGCUCUCUGCCAGGCAGGCUGCCACGUGGACGCAAAGAACCGCGAGGGGGAGAGUCCGCUGCUGACGGCAUCCGCCCGGGGCUUUGUGGACAUAGUGGAGUGCCUGGUGGAGCACAAGGCUGAUCUAGGGGCGACGGACAAGGACGGCCACACAGCGCUCCACCUGGCUGUACGGAGGUGUCAGGUUGAAGUGGUCCGCUGCCUCCUCAGACACCACUGCCACAUGGACCAGCAGGAUCGCCAUGGCAACACGCCACUGCACAUUGCGUGUAAGGACGGGAACCUGCCCGUCGUCACGGCGAUAUGCAGCGCCAAAGCCAGCCUUGACCUCCCCAACAAGCAUGGCAGAACUCCCCUCCACCUGGCAGCGAACAACGGGAGCCUUGAGGUCGUCCGUCAUCUCUGCCUUGCGGGAGCUAACACUGACGCCAUCACCAACGAUGGAAAGACAGCAGAGGAUUUGGCUCAUGCUGACCAACAUGAACUCAUCGUUUCUCUAUUGGGAAAGCUUAAAAAGGACAACCACAAACUAAGCUACAUCCAGCAGCUGCGGCCCACACAGACCGUGCAGCCAAGGAUCAAGCUGAAGCUGUUCGGAAACUCCGGAGCCGGGAAGAGCACGCUGCUGGAGUCUCUGAAGUGUGGCAUCCUGCGCAGCUUCUUCAGGAGGAAGAGAACACGCAUGACCAACACAACCCGCCACCCAAACUCCCCCGUCAACUCCAAACCUGCAGUGUCGGUGAGUAUUUCCAACCUGUACCCUGGCUGUGAGAAUGUGAGCGUGCGGAGUCGCAGCAUGAUGUUUGAGCCCAGCCUGACCAAAGGGGUCCUGGAGGUGUUCUCCCCAGUCCACAAUGCUCUGUCCUCAGCUGACGAACAAGCAACAAAGGCCAUCGACAUCCAGUACAGCAACAUCCACGGUGUGGGGGAGUUCAGUGUGUGGGAGUUUUCAGGGAACCCAGUUUAUUACUGCUCCUACGACUACUUUGCUGCCAACGACGCCACGGCCAUCCACCUGGUCCUGUUCUCUCUGGAGGAGCCAUACGAGACCCAGCUGGGACACAUCACCUACUGGCUGAACCUGCUCAAAGCCCUCAGCCUGCCACAGGACAACAUCGCUUUCGGAGGUCGGAUCCAGCAGCCUCUCGAGGUCGUUCUUGUGGCGACGCACGCCGACCUUGCAGACGUCCCCAGAGCAUUCUCUGGAGAGUUCACCUACGACAAGGAGAAAGUUCUGCUCAAGGAAGUCAGGAACAGAUUUGGGGUGGACCUGCAGAUAAGUGACAAACUGUUUGUGAUGGACGCCGGGGCCUCGAACUCCAAGGAGGUGAAGCUGCUGAGGAGUCACCUGCAGGAGCUCCGCGCCAACAUCAUCUCUAGCUGCAGUCCCAUGACGCUACUGUCGGAGCGUCUGCUCGCCACCCUGCCGACCUGGAGGAAGCUGAGUGGUCCCAACCAGCUGACAUCAUGGCAACAGUUUGUCAGCGAUGUGCAGGAGCACAUCAACCCUCUGGUCAGCCAGGAUCACCUCCGCACGCUGGCCAUGCAGCUGCACAGCAUGGGGGAGAUCAACAUCAUGCAGAGUGAGACGGUGCAGGAUGUAGUCCUGCUGGAGCCUCGCUGGCUCUGCAGCAGCGUCCUCGGCAAGCUUCUCUCCAUCGAGACGCCCAAGGCCAUCCACCACUACAGGGGACGCUACAGACUGGAAGAGGUGCAGGCUCUGGCUCCUGAGAGCGACGUGGACGAGCUACUGCAGAUCUUGGACGCCAUGGACGUGUGCGCCCGCGACGCCACCAACCCCGCCAUGGUGGACGUUCCAGCUCUCAUCAAGACCAACGGCCUCCACCGCUCCUGGACCGAAGAAGAGGAGGAGGAGUCGCUGAUUUACGGCGGCGUGCGUCUCGUUCCUGCGGAGCACCUCACCCCCUUCCCCUGUGGCCUAUUUCACAAGCUGCAGGUAAACCUGUGUCGCUGGAGCCACCAGCAGAAGCCCGAGGAGGAGGGCGGGGAGGAUUUCGACGGGGAUAUCCACCUGUGGACCAACGGAGCCAAGGUGAGCCAAGGAGUAGUGGAGGCCAUGAUCCUGCUGGUAAACCACGGCCAGGGGGUGGAGAUUCAGGUGCGCGGGCAUGAGUCAGAGCGGGCCAAGUGCUACACCCUGUUGGACACCGCCUGUAGUAUAACGGAGAAUCUGCUUGCCUCCACGCUCCCCGGACUGCUCACAGCCAAAUACUACCUGAGUCCUCAGCAGCUGCGGGAGCACCACGCCCCCAUCAUGAUCUACCAACCCAAAGAUUUCCUCCGGGCCCAAGUCCAGCGGGAGAACUCGCUCACCAACACCAUGGGCGGCUACCGAGAGACCUUCAGCAGCAUCCUGUCUUUCGGCUGCGCUGAGGUCUACCAGCAGGGGACUCUGGGAACAGACAUCCACAUAUCAGAAGUCCCCUUGUUGGCGCGCAGGAAGCUCUGCCGCAUGCUGGACCCUCCUGACGCUCUGGGGAAAGACUGGUGCCUGCUGGCCAUGAACCUCGGCCUCACAGACUUGGUGGCCAAAUACAGCAACGGAACUCCGAAUGGCGCCUCUGAGCUGGACUCGGACCAGGACACCCAGCAGGCCUUGCUGCAGCCCAGCCCAACGGCGGCACUGCUGCACGAGUGGAGCGGGCGAGCGGACAGCACGGUGGGCGUGCUGAUGGCCAAACUGAGGGAGCUCGGCCGCAGGGAUGCUGCCGACUUCCUGCUCAAAGCUUCUCCUGUUUUCAGAGUCAACAUGGAAGCGCUGGCCAACGGCUACCCCCCCAGCUGCAACGGCGGCACGUCAUACAACUCUAUCAGCUCCGUCAUCUCCCGCUGACCUGAGUGGGGCCGGCUCUCCGUCCUUACCCUAUCUUCGGAUUGUGUAUAACUUUCCCCCUAAAACAGGACUCGUGUGUGAAUGAACAUGAAGUGCAAUCAUUCAGCUGCUCGCUCUUUAAUCACUCCAUUAAGUUGCCGUGGGAACCAGAUGUCGUGUUUGUGCUCUCCACACCUGUACAGCUGCCCUUCCACGAUGAAUAUUGUGAGAGAGCUGAUUGUCCUGAGCUCCAAAGAGGAACCCUGUGCUUUUAUUCUGUUUCUAAAUCUUGUUGUGCUGCUUUUUAAAAUACCUUCUACUCUACUGCACACUCACUCCACUUCAUUUAUAAGCUAUCAACUCUAGAGAAGGGACGAUGAUUAAAGAUGGCAGCCUCAUGUUCGGACCUUUUUCAUAUCCUACUGAGGACAUGCCGUUUGUACUCACUCCAUCCAUAAUAGAAACAACGAAUAAUGUUAUUCUCUCCUUCCUUCUUUUUUGUGACAUUUGGGCCGUUCAGCUUAGUGUUUAAUAAAUUAAAAGCAUUUUUUCAGAGUGCCUUUGUGGCCUUCUACCUCCCUGAAGAGCACAAAUAAUCUUGUUAUUAUAAAAAAACGUCUUUCCAAACAUUUGAAGAACUGUGCCUUGUUGACACUAAUAGGAACGUUUCUUUCAAGUUUUAAAAUGAAACAGGCCAUCCUACAUUUCAGACUCUAAAAAAGGUUAUUAAAUAAAGAAAAAAGAAAGCUACGCUCAUUUUACAACUACAUGUUUCUGAAACCAGAUAUCUUGCUGUUUUCUCUUUAGUGUUUGGGAGUCGCUGUAGAGAUCAAACCUUUUAUAGCAGUCAGUGAGGAGUCGAUGUGCGUCGUCCCUGUUUAAUGGAUGCUUUUGUGGGUUCAUACAGAUCAGCUUUUUGCUGACGAUUAAUUUUACCGGUUGCAUAAUGUCCUAAAGAACAAUUUCAUGUGGUAUUAACUAUAGCGAGACAAGUGAGUUUUUAGAUGAUUGAAUUCCCUUGAAAGACUUGCUACACCGUUAGAAAUGUAACCGAAAUCGAAUUGCCUGUUUAUAGCAAAUAUUCAGUUCUGUAGUUUCUUACACCAGCAGGUGAUCUUCACUAAUCUGUUAUUUCAAUGAAAAAAAAAAUUCAAAACCCAAAGAUUACUACCAUACAAGAAUAAAGAAAGCAGCAAAUAUGUUUUUGUAGCUAGGACCAGUGACCGUUUGGAAAUUUGUUUUUAAAAUCGUUAUAUGGUUAUCGAAAUUGUAGCUGGUUGAUUGACUCAUUGAUCACUCGACUAAUCAUUUCCGGUAUGUAGUCAUCUGCAUACAGUACGCUACUACACAAGAAAUCAAAGAACUUUACAAUAUCUUAAUUAACAGGAAGUGACAUCACACGUGAAUUAAAUUGCCAGUUAGUGAAGGGUCUUUAUGAAUAUUUAAUACUUCUAAUGCAGCUGUGAACUGCUCCUCUACUCCCUUCUCAAAAUUCAUGUGUCCUAGUCUGCUUACUGAUUUGUAUUUUGGAUACUUCAUGUUGUUACUUUCCAUUCAAAAUCUGCUUUGGAUAAGUUUGUAUUUCUUUAAGGGAUCGCCCUUACUACACAUUUUCCUAUAAUUAUGACCAAAUUACAAGAUAGUUCUUUCCAGUAACUUUCCAAAGAGUUUACAGUUGAAUAUCUGUUCCUUACUUAGAAAUGUUAACCAACUAUGGAAGUUGUAAAAAAUGUGUUACUAUAAUUUUCACAAGUCUACUCUUAUUCAGUUCACAGAAAGGGACUGCGAGUCAUUUUUAACUCUGAACAUAUUUCCUCUAAGUGCAUUGUCCUAUUAAAGGGUAUUGGGCCUUCUACCACCAAAAUGUUUUUGCUGUAAAGGUUAAGAGACAUUUAAAAUCAUAAUGGCGGACAGGGUGGAGCAAACACUGCUCAUCUUGCUUUAUAUUAAAUAGAGAGUGCCAACAAUGAUGGGAAAAAAUAAAGUUCAUGUUUUCUACAAAACAUCUAUUAUAUCCAAUUUGUAAUGCUUCCUCUUCAGGUUUCCUGCAUUGCUGACGUCAACAUGAAGUUUACCGUCCACCGUGUCAGAUUGGUACACUCGGUCGAGGUAAAUUUGAGCGCCACUCGGCCGCGCGUGGCUUCACAUCUUCUUUCACUUUUGCUCUUUUUAUAACAUGAAGCUGCGGCCCGGCUCGGUCAGCAAAAGAAAGAAAAAGAUGGGAUAAAGUUAGUAUUGUUAGCUGUAAAAACGGGACAAAGGCUGGUGACAGAAAUGUGGUAUCGGUGUGAGCGGGGCGUUUUAUAAUGUUUGUGAUCAGAAACCAUUUUUCAUGUGUUGAUGUUUCGAAAAGGGUCUUUCAUUCUUAAAAAUAUGUCACUACAUUGUGGUCCUUUUUCAGGACACAGUGUCACAAUUUGGUAAUAAAAGGUUGUGCUGACGUGCCAGAGUGCAGUAUUUCCUGUUCGCUUUAAUUUCCCAGUGUUACAGUCUGUUUUGCAGAGAUAAUACUUUGAAUACUUUUCCACUAUUGUACUUCUCUAACUUAAUCUGUCUGGGCCUGAAUUUGCCAAUCCACACAGCAAUAUUUCCAGCUGUGAUGUAAAUACUCCCGGCCUGUUUCUUCACUUCCCUUUUCCCCCUCUUGGCCUCAAUUAGUUGAUUCCAAUUUCAACAAAGCAAACUGAAUGUACUGCACAUCGCUCCUAAGAAUAUAAAAACAAAUCAAAUAUAUGCUGAUGAAACUCUAAAAAUGUAAAAAUGUGAUUUAAAUGUCCCAAACUGGUCAGACACAUAUUUGUACUUACUUUAUUUUUUCUUUAAAAGGUUUGCCAAUGCUGUGUGCCUAAAACACACUCUUUCAUUCCUCUUGUUGUACAGUAUACAAGCUGAGAAGUGAUGUUUCAGAAAGGGAAGUGAAUAUUAUGUUUUUGUAAAAGCUGGGAAUCACUAUAUUAUUAUCAACUUUGUCUCCACUCGGUGUCUUUUUUCCGUAUGGUUCAAACAUAAAUGAGUGGAUUCAAAAGUAUUUUUCUGUAUGUUUAUGUUUGAUGCUUAUUUUUCCGCCUUCAGAGACUGCGGUCCAAUCGCCACAUUGCACACAUUGUCUUUUUGUCACUAUUUAUGUUACGUUCUUUUAGCAUGUCUCGGAAUGCCAUGUUGUUAGUACUUCUGACACUUUAUAGUGUAAUACAUUUUAUAAUAAAUUCUUUACCUAA
Messenger RNA from Eleginops maclovinus (Patagonian blennie), 7824 nucleotides. It is a transcript of the gene dapk1, whose product is annotated as death-associated protein kinase 1. The transcript is spliced from 26 exons. Gene Ontology annotation, cellular component: cytoplasm; nucleus. Gene Ontology annotation, biological process: protein phosphorylation; intracellular signal transduction; positive regulation of apoptotic process. The record is from RefSeq and is a predicted model, not a curated record. The coding region runs from base 248 to 4627 and encodes 1459 amino acids. Gene Ontology annotation, molecular function: ATP binding; protein serine/threonine kinase activity; protein binding. Lineage: Eukaryota; Metazoa; Chordata; Actinopteri; Perciformes; Eleginopidae.